UUAUAUCUACUUCUACAAUCAUAUAAUUCUCUCUCCAUAUUCACAUAUACACCAUAUUCUAAAUCUCUAUUUUGUGUGCUAGUUUCCAUUAAAAAAAAAAAUGUUGGGUAUUUUCAAGCAAGGUUUGGUUAGUGCUCCAAAAGAACUCAAUAGCCCGUAUUCGUUUCAUCAAAAACAUGAUCAAAAACAACUAGAUCAAGAUCCUAUGAAGGAAUUCUUAAAAUCUAAUGUCAAUGCUUUCUCAAUUUCUUUUGCCAAUGAUGUUUCCUUGGCUUUAAAUCCUUCUUCUCAUUCUACAUUUGCCCAACAAAGGUUAUUUAGUAGCAUGGAUGACAUAUAUUGCAUAUUCUUGGGAGGUUUAAACAACUUGUGCACUCUUAACAAGCAAUAUGGGCUUACCAAGUUAGCCAAUGAGCCUAGCUUUGUGAUCCAAGCUUACAAGACCCUUAGAGACCGUGGCCCAUACCCUGCCCAUUCGGUCCUAAAGGAUCUAGAUGGCAGUUUUGGGUUUAUACUCUAUGAUCUUAAGGCUAAAACUGUCUUUGUCUCACUUAGUGCUGAUGGAGGAGUGAAGCUUUUCUGGGGUAUAGCAGCUGAUGGCUCAGUGGUGAUUUCUGAUAACUUGAGUGUCAUUAAGUCAAGCUGCUUUAAGUCAUUUGCUCCUUUCCCAACUGGAUGUAUGUACCAUACAGAAGGAGGGUUGAUGAGCUUUGAACAUCCAAAGAACAAAAUGAAGGCAAUUUCAAGGGUUGAUAGUGAAGGAGUAAUGUGUGGAGCUACAUUUAAAGUUGAUAUAUAUUCAAAGACACAGACUAUGCCAAGGGUUGGAAGUGAAGCUAAUUGGGCUACUUGGGGCCAAGGAGCUUGAAAUCCACCAUCUUUAUAUAGUUUCUUGUCUAGUUGUCUUUCAUUGAUCUGUUUUAUUGUUUCCUAAUGUCUUAAUAUUCUACUUUUGGGGAUUGUAAAUUUGACUUUUAAAGUCCCAUGAAUUGAGAAGUAUCCUGUUUUGCUUUGCUAAAA
This is a messenger RNA of Erigeron canadensis, 1020 nucleotides long. RefSeq names its product stem-specific protein TSJT1-like. The record is from RefSeq and is a predicted model, not a curated record. The transcript has 4 exons. Lineage: Eukaryota; Viridiplantae; Streptophyta; Magnoliopsida; Asterales; Asteraceae. The coding region runs from base 101 to 868 and encodes 255 amino acids.